GCGUCGAACGCACCUUCGGGUCAUGUGAUUAACACAGAGUCAAUAUGGCGACGCUCGAGAAAACAAAUAAGGAAGUCCUGUAAAGCGUGUAAAUUAUACCCAAAACAAAUUACAUUCCAGCAGUUAUGAUUGAUGUAUUUAUUAGACAACAUUUGCCGUUGCUGGCAUGCCUCGUGGCACUUGUACUGGGUGGGAAGAUGAAAAUUGUGGAGGAACCAAAUACAUUUGGGUUGAAUAAUCACCUGCUGUCACAGGGCAGCCAGCUGCAGGCCAGAGUCACUCCGUCUCCCAUCUCCGGUCCUCCUCAUCUCUUUCGACUAGCAGGAAAAUGCUUCAGCUACACGGAGUCCAUGUAUAAGUAUGACUUCUGUCCAUUUCAUAAUGUGACGCAGCACGAGCAGAGCUUCAGGUGGAACGCCUACAGUGGAAUUCUGGGGAUCUGGCAGGAGUGGGAGAUUGAGAAUAACACCUUCAUAGCAAUGUGGAUGAGAGAAGGAGACUCCUGUGGGACCAAGAACAGACAGACCAAGGUUCUUUUCACGUGUGGGAACAGCAGUAGGCUUGCCAGUGUGUCUGAGCCACAGACGUGUGUGUACUUUCUGACGUUCGAGACGCCUCUCGUCUGUCACCCACACUCCCUCCUGGUGUAUCCAGUGCUAAGUGAGAAACUGCAGAAAGAAUGGGAUGAGAUUGAACAAGCUCGAUACGAAGAACUCAUCACUGAACAGGGCUACAACAAGAUGCUGAGGGACGUGUUUGAAGAGGCUGGGUUUCUGAAACGAGCGAAACAGCCAAUUAAACAAGAACAACACACGCCGAGUCCUAAACAUCAGACUCUAGAACAGUGCACACAGGAAUUUGCGAAACAGCGUGGUGAAAUCGAGCGACUGCGUUCUCUCCUCAGCCAACACAAUAUCUCAUACGAAAUGGCCACAGGAAGACCGACUAUCCCGUUGACCACUGUGCAGGACCAGCACCUCAGGGGUGAUACAGGGAUCCUGGAUAAUAUUUAAUACCUACAGACUGCAGUAUUUUAAUUUAAUGACUUGGAGUUUCCCCUGAAAAUGUGAUAGUGAUGUCAUUUUAAUCGAAGAACAAUGCUGGCAUAUGAAACAAUGUACAAUCACUUGUUUGUACAAAAAUUAUUUAAAAUAAACUGCACAGAACCCCCCACUAUGUGAAAAAAAUACAAGACUGCAAAAGCACAUUUACUAAAAUGUCAUUUAUUAUUAGACAAAUGGCACAUCCUGGUGCCCUACAUCUUUUCUACUGCUUGGAAUUUCUACGCUUGUGACUCACCUGCUGCUCUGGCUGGCCCCUAAAAACAGGUUAUUCCCAAGUCUCACUCUUGCUUCACUGAAUAAUCUCACAUGGAUAUGUAGAUUUGUACCUGCUGUAAUCAUAAAGACUGUCCUGUGCUCA
Messenger RNA from Pangasianodon hypophthalmus (striped catfish), 1422 nucleotides. It is a transcript of the gene gnptg, whose product is annotated as N-acetylglucosamine-1-phosphate transferase subunit gamma. Gene Ontology annotation, cellular component: Golgi apparatus. The transcript is spliced from 10 exons. The record is from RefSeq and is a predicted model, not a curated record. NCBI's taxonomy places the organism in Eukaryota, Metazoa, Chordata, Actinopteri, Siluriformes, Pangasiidae. The coding region runs from base 126 to 1013 and encodes 295 amino acids.